AGGACAGCAGUGGAGGUGAGCGGUCGGAACUAAACAAGGUCUCCCUACAGAUCACAUCUCCUCAGUGAUGGCCUCAAUAGUGCAGCUGUUCCCCGGCACGCCUCAUCUGGAACACGUUUAAACCCUGACGAUAGUCAAGCGCAUACUUGGGAAACCUUUCUAUUUAGACAUGUACAGCGUAGAGGACCUCCUCAUCUCUCAUGGAUAUAAAGUAAGCAGCAACAAUAACGUCCCUCCGUCACGUUCACCCUCAGCCCAAGAACAGCGCCCGCCAACGCGCAGCAACAGUCGGUGUGAAAUCACAGACAGGAGGACGGUACACGGCGUGGUGAAUGGCUACAAAACGGACUCUGUUUAUGGUGGUGGUGUCAGACAAGCUUUGUCUGGGGGUGGCUCCGGUGACACAGACAGAAGAGAUGGGAUGCAGAGGACAGUGGAACAGGAUAGGGGAAAUCUAGGAGAUGGACAUUCACCAGGAGACACACAGACAAGAGACAGUGGAUUCCAUGAUGGCAAGGAAAUGUACUCUCAGUCCAGGCCAGAGCGGGAUGUGUCACACUGGCGGAGACAGGGUCAGGACUUCAAUGCUCUCGUGGACUAUGCAGAUUUUAGGGACCCCCAGGGAAGGACAUUAGGGGUACCUUUUAAAGCAGGGGGUAUGCAGCGAAGGCCAGAGUCAGCCUUAAGUGCCGAGGAACAUCGUCGUGACAGGCAGCGAAGGGCUGACAGCGCACGUGCCAAAGAGCGUGAACUGGCCUUGUACCAGUGGAGAAUGGCAGCAGAAAGGAAAUACCAGAGUCUAGGAGCAGAAGAGUGGCGUCCCGCUGUGGGAAUGACCCGACAUGUGUCUGAAGGUGAAGGUGAAAGAUGGGCACAGGAGCAGCGUCAACCUCGUACAGCAGAGGGUGCUGUUCCCCCUAGAACCAAAGCUAAAUCCCAGUCAUUACCCAGAAUGGCCGUGCCCCCAGACAAUGUACAGUACUUAGGCAUGUCAUCCCCUGGUCCAGAUAUGUAUGGAAACCAUCGGAUAAAUGGGCACCAACUGCGGGUACCUCAAGGACUUAAUCCUAGUGAGGAGGAAAGCAGAGAGCGGUGGAUGGAUAAUAAACGGUCAGGUGUGCAGUCUGCGCCCCCUUCAAAGCCCAGAUUUAGCAGACCUCUCAGACCCCCAUCUUAUGAAGUUCACCAGCAGAUGCGUGGAAGCUCAGAGAUGCUUUCUGGGGAAUUCCUUUCUCAUCCUAGAGACAGGACUCCACUGCCUUUUACUAGGCAGGAUUACUUUUUACAGGAUCCUGCAGGGUAUGGUGCUGACCCUCCAGGUUACAAUCCUCCACCUUCAUACAGAAGGCAACCUCCAGUCAGAGGAGGACAAAGGACUUACGCUAAUUCUAUGGGAAAUUAUCAGUACAGGGGGGAUCCAUACAUGCAGGGCCCUGCCAUGGCAGAGGUCCAGGAGUGGUUCAUGAGACAGACAGGAAUGGCUUGGCCAGAUCAUUACAGAGAUGGGAGGAGAAGUAUGCCCUGCAGAAGACAGGCCUACCCAGAGUACAGUGACCAACGAAUGGGGAAUGUUCAGUACAUACCCUUCGAUGAUCCACGUGUCAGGCAUAUCUCAGGAGAAGGGAUGGACGGAAGCUCAUUGACAGAUGCGGACAAAAUCAGGAAUAUCAGAAAUGAGAUUCCCAAUACGACCUCUUCUGAGAAAUCUCCUGAUGACAGUGCCUUUCUGCUCUCAGGAAAAUUUUGCAGCACAGAACCAAGCAAAAGCAAUACUAGUGAUUCUGUUCAUGAAGCAGUCAUAUCUAAAGAAGUUUCAGGACAGGUGAUUAAUACCAAAUCAGUAUCUGAUGAAAACACCAACAGAUACCCAGACUACUCAAAUACCGUUCAAAUGAAAUCACUGCAGCAGAAACCCAGCUCAGACAAGAGUGUCUGUGAGACAGUAACACAGGUUAAGACAUUUGAGGCACAAACAACUGCUGAGAAUAAGAAAAACAAGAAGAAAAUCAAAGAGACCAUGUUUUGCCUUGUGUCUGUACCAAUAAACAUGAUAAACAAGAAAGCUGCUGACCCAAACAACAAUGAAAAAUCAUCAGAGUUAGUGGUUGCACCCGCUGAAACUUCAGUCACCAAGCAAUGUAGCAAAGACCUCUCAAGGACAACCAAUAGCAAUGAGUAUCUAAUACCAUCUAGCAAUUUGUCAGCCACAAAAAUCUCCAAAAGAGCUCCAAUUCGGAAGGAGAUCAUAGAUGUUUGGUCUCUUCAAGCAAGUUCUGACAAAGAAUUGUGUUAUGCAGGAUCCUGGCCUGGGGAGCAAUAUAAAAACCAAGAGACCCAAACAAGUUCUCCAGAAGUUACUAAAAAUAAAAAUUUACAUACAAGUCCCCACACCCACAUCGUAUAUGACCCUCUAUCCUCUGGCACCACAGACAGUGGAAUUGGCACAGAAUGCAGCAGCACCUACAGAUAUCCCAUAAAAGUCCAAAAAUAUUUAAACCUUUCCAGCAAUAGUGCGUUUUCCAGAACAAGGACAAAGAGUAGCUCCAGUGUAAAGAGCCCAACUCCAAUCCUAACAGUACACACACCAUUAAGUCCUGACCAUCAGAACCCACUAAAAAAGGGUUCACCCAAAUCUCAAGCACCAGAUCAAGAAGUCUUUGGGCAAUUCUUAUUAAAGCCUGUAAACAGACGCCCAUGGGAUGCCAUCGGCGAACUUGAGUCUUUCAACAAGGAGCUUCAGGAUCAGAACAGCAAACAGCAAAGCAUUGAACAGGCUGUUGAAGAUCUGGAUGAGGCACUAAAAAACAUUUUAGAAGUUAGCACAGAGUUCGCCAAGCUUGGGUCAGCCACACAUAACUCGCAGAGGGACUUGCAAAUGAUAGAAAGGAACCCUGAGCUAGUGUUAAACAGUAACAAUUUAAAUUUAGAGCACAAAUAUAUAACCCAAACAGAUAAUGAAUUCAGGGAAUUGAAAAGUGCCUUCUCAAAGCUGAAGGGAAGGUCGAAAGGUCCCGAGACACAACAGAGACAAGAAAUGUCUGUCUUCGAGGAUGUUGAUUUUGCUAAUUAUGACACGUUGCAUACAACGCAGGAUGAUCCAAGGGUGAACAGGCUAGAUAUACCAGUGGCAAAGGAAUCUUUACUGAGGGAUGUGGGACUCACUGUGUACACAGCAAUACCAAGCAAUGUGACCACCGGUUCACCUGUAGGUUUAAGCCCAGAGUCUCCGAUGCUUACAAGUCCCUCCGACAACUCAGAAACAUGUGACAUCCUACAUAUCACAUCGUCAGACAGUGAAGGAGAUCAAAGUAUAAACAGCCCUGACUUUAACAUGGAUUUUCAGAGCACGAAUAGUCCCACAUCCUCCUCCGCUAAACAUGACCCUAAGAAAGAGCCAGAGAGCAAAAACAACGAUGACUCUAGCUCUCAAAGGUCACCUCCCAUCCAUGGAGUCACAAGUCAGCGUUUCAGGUUUAAAAUAAACCAGGAUGAUGAUGCUUAUGACAAUGAUUUGUAUUCUGAUUAUAUGAGCUGGAGUAAGGAAAAGACAAUAGCAGAUGAACAUCUGGAGGCUUUACUUAGUCAAGAAAAAGCAAACAGCAUGCCAACAGAAGAUCUGAGCAACCUUUAUCAGAUUCAGUGUGCCAAGGGAAUUCCUGAGCAUGAGUCCAUCGAGCAGAGGGCUGCCAGGAUCCUUGGUAUUGACGUCUCAGCUGCAGCCUUGGUUGUCAGUCAAGAUGGUAGCAAGCAGGGUAAGGAAAGUGCAGAUGGAGAUGAGCAGGAUGAAGAAGAAGUGACAUUUGUUGAGCAAAUGGUAACACUUAUUGAUAAUGAAGAAGACAAGCAUGUGAGCAGAGAGUUUAAGAAAGUAAUAGAGACAUCAGUGGACAACUAUGAAGAUUCUGAAGAAUUCACAGGUUUUAAUAAAAAUAAGCCUAGUAAGAAGAGCAAUACAGCUUCUUUGGCAUUAGAUGUUUCUGAGUUUCCGCCAAGUAACCUACGUCUGUCUUUGCCAGUCACUGAAGAUGAGGAUUUAGCUUUAAGUGUUUCCAGAGGUGAGAAAAAGGUUAAGCUUGCUGCACACAUGUCUGAAGACCUGCAAGACAAGUCGAUUGUAUAUUACCCAUAUUCAGAGUGCAGGAAUGAAGAAAUGUCUGCAGAACACAUUAAUCCUGUAGUGAAGGAUGAGGCAAUGUCAUGCGUCAGCAGUUUCGAAAAAGAGGUCCAUAAAGAGUGGGAAGCAGAGGAAAUAGAAAAGGACAGAACUGAAAAUAGAGUUCAAGAGGAGAAACUACCAAUAGAAGAGGAACAAUUUGUAGAAAAUGAAAUAGUAGCCAGUGUAUGGAAAGCUGCUGCUGAACAAAAGAUGGAUGAGGAGGAUGAUGGAACAAGGGGAAAAGAGGAAAAAGAGACAACAAAAGAGGAAACAGAGGAACCAAGUCAUAUUACUUGCUUAGUCCCAGUUCCUCAGCCUCGUAAUGGAACAGUGACGAAGAGAGAGAUAACCCUGCCAGAUACCUUUAGUAUGACCACUGCCUUGGAUUUAGUCAUUGAAGAAGACAUUCAGUCUUUUUCAGACACCUAUGAUCCCAGUCGAGUUGAAAGGGUGUAAACCUGGAUGUGUAAACACAGCAAUCUGAACUGUUCUACACUAUCACUGUGACCUGGCUAGAAAAUCUGCUCCUAUACAGGCCUCUCCAUUACUUUUCACAUUUUGCUUUUAAUAAAAAACUGACAGCACACUAUUCUGUACAUAUUUUACAUUCACUCAUUUUUCAG
Messenger RNA from Trichomycterus rosablanca, 4779 nucleotides. RefSeq names its product junctional cadherin 5 associated a (gene jcada). The coding region runs from base 170 to 4612 and encodes 1480 amino acids. The record is from RefSeq and is a predicted model, not a curated record. NCBI's taxonomy places the organism in Eukaryota, Metazoa, Chordata, Actinopteri, Siluriformes, Trichomycteridae. Gene Ontology annotation, cellular component: ruffle membrane; adherens junction. Gene Ontology annotation, biological process: positive regulation of blood vessel endothelial cell proliferation involved in sprouting angiogenesis. The transcript has 4 exons.